Fusarium odoratissimum NRRL 54006 is the source of this 7360-nucleotide messenger RNA. RefSeq names its product nitrate reductase [NADPH]. The transcript is spliced from 2 exons. Gene Ontology annotation, molecular function: heme binding; nitrate reductase (NADPH) activity; molybdopterin cofactor binding. The record is from RefSeq and is a predicted model, not a curated record. NCBI's taxonomy places the organism in Eukaryota, Fungi, Ascomycota, Sordariomycetes, Hypocreales, Nectriaceae. Gene Ontology annotation, biological process: nitric oxide biosynthetic process; nitrate assimilation. Bases 819 to 3536 code for a protein of 905 amino acids.
UGUGCCCAUAGAAGCUUCGGAAGUUUCUGAGAUCGAGCACCAAACGUUAUCGGUGUAUCCAAAAAUGGAAAACUAUUCGAAUCUUGCAUAAAUACCUUAUUUGGCUCGUUGAGGUAUCAUAAGCCGUUGAUUCAGUAAAUGAUUCCAGCCUAUGCAGAAUAGACCAUCAUAUCAUUCAAGACAAGACAUAUCAUUUCCUGUUUCAUCAUAAUCCUUCAACCUCAACUCUAUCCAUUGAUAGUAUGACCAUGGUCAAAUCUGGACGGAAAAUAUGCCCACGAUCUUGAGAUGUUUAGCAUCUCCGGGCAGAAAACUUGAUCACCUAUAAUGCACGAGACAUUACCGACAAGUGCUCAUCUAUGCGCUGCCUUGCUAUCUUGAUCCCCUUAUCAGCCCAGUUGCAAUGUGGGCCCUCAGUGAUUCAGACAUCUCCGGCCGCAAUCAGCUAAGGAACAGACGUGAUUCGCCCAUCGCCUCUAUCUCCUGAUAACGCAUACUCUUCAACCUCCGCGGGAUCAGACCAGAGCCCAAUGCAUCCACUCAAUUGUAACUUGCAUCUCCUCGCGGGAAACAGAGAAACACGAUAUCAUGAACCAAGCCUCAGCAGAUCCAAAUGGAGAACCUCAGGGGGGUCCUAGGCCCUCGAAACGGGCAAACGGCAGUGCCGUCACGUCAGAUCACCCGCGAUAAGACUUAUUAUACUGCACUUUCUGCUACCUCUUAGACUAAUCCUCAAUUCAAACAAUGUUAUCAAUGCUCUCGGUUGUGUAACUAUUCUUGAAACUUCUUCACAACUAACACACAUAUCUUUAUACACCAUGGAGACUUCAACAACAACAACCCUCCUACAACAGGAAAGGAUUCCUGAAAGCUCUGAACCAAUCUCAACCCAUACACAUACCCACAGCCUUCCUCCUACUCCUCCAGGAACAGCAAAGCCAUCUCGGAUAGGUAGCUUCCACGAUCUACAAGAACUCUCAUCAGUUGAAUCUCCUCGUCUCGACCAUAUCAAGCCUUAUCCUCUACCUCCAAAAUUCUCGCCAAAGUCUGUCCUCAAGGAAGAUCUCAAGACUCCUGAUAACUUUGUUGAGAGAGACCCACGUCUUAUUCGUCUAACUGGAGUCCACCCUUUCAACGUCGAGGCACCCCUGAGCGACUUAUACGAUGAAGGUUUCCUGACCAGCGAGAACCUUCACUAUGUCCGUAACCACGGACACGUACCUAGAUGUGAAGACGAUGACAUUCUCGACUGGGAGUUCGAAAUAAGUGGCCUUGUCGAAAACCCCAUCAAGAUGAACGUGCGGGAUCUCAUCAACGACUACCAGCAAUUGACUUAUCCAGUGACGUUCGUGUGUGCUGGAAACCGUCGCAAAGAGCAGAACAUUGUACGGAAAACCAAGGGUUUCUCUUGGGGACCGGCCGGCCUGUCAACAGCUCUCUGGACCGGUGUUGCUAUAGGAGAUCUCCUUUCUGCGGCGAAACCUAAGCGCGGAGCCCGGUAUGUUUGCUUCGAGGGAGCAGACAAGUUACCCAAUGGCUAUUAUGGUACAUCCAUCAAGCUCAACUGGUGCAUGGAUCCUAACAGAGGUGUCAUGGUGGCUCACAAGAUGAAUGGCAACCCCCUACCCCCAGACCAUGGCAAGCCUGUUCGUAUCGUCAUUCCUGGACAGAUCGGCGGUCGAAGCAUUAAGUGGCUUAAGAAGAUUACUAUCACUCAAGAGCCUAGCGAUAACUGGUAUCACAUAUAUGAUAACCGUGUCCUACCCACCAUGAUCUCACCUGAAGAGAGCGCAAACUUGCCUGAGGUCUGGAAGGAUGAGAAAUACGCCAUUUACGACCUCAGCACGAAUAGCGCCAUUUGUUACCCUGCCCAUGAAGAGAAGGUGCCAUUCACGGAUGCUCCGGCAAGCUAUAAGGUGCGAGGUUAUGCCUACAGUGGUGGCGGAAGACGUAUUACAAGAGUCGAGGUUACCCUUGAUAAGGGUAAAUCUUGGAGACUCGCCAACAUCAGAUACCCUGAGGAUGACUACCGCAACGCCCCUGAAGGUGAUACUCUGUAUGGGGGGCGUGUCGACAUGUGGUGGCGCGAGACAUCCUUCUGUUGGUGCUUCUGGGACCUUGACAUUCCUCUGGAUGAGUUGAAGAGUGCAGACGACAUCAUGAUGCGUGCUAUGGACGAGUCCAUGAACGUGCAGCCUCGAGAUAUGUACUGGAGCGUACUGGGCAUGAUGAACAACCCGUGGUUCCGCAUCGUGAUCCACAAAGAGGAUCAUGCACUUCGCUUCGAGCAUCCCACUCACGCUACCCUGAAGAUCAAGGGUUGGAUGGAGCGAGUCAAGGAGGCCGGUGGUGAUCUCACUAACGGCUACUGGGGUGAGAAGGCCCCUGGUGAAGUUCAAGAGGUCGUGGUAAAGGAGCCCGAGAAGCAGAUCUGCAUGACCAACCCUCAGAUCAAUCGAAAGAUCACCAUAGAAGAGCUCAAGGCUCAUAGUGGUGAAGAAGAGCCUUGGUUCGUUGUCAAGGGCGAAGUGUACGAUGGCACUCCUUACCUCUCCGGUCACCCUGGUGGUGCAGCAUCAAUCUUUGGUGCCGCUGGUCAAGAUGCCACUGAAGAAUUUAUGGCCAUUCACAGCGAAAAUGCAAAAGCCAUGCUGCCCACAUACCACAUUGGCACCCUCGAUGAAGAAUCCCGUGCCAUUCUCAGUGGCGAUGCUACCAAGACGAACGACGACGCAGACCGAGAAGUGUUCCUCCAAGCCAAGACAUGGAGCAAGGCUAUUCUCGACAAGAAGACAUCCAUCUCACCAGAUACCAAGAUCUUCUCCUUCAAGCUCAACCACGAAGCCCAGAAGAUUGGCCUCCCCACUGGCCAGCAUCUUAUGAUGCGUCUCCGCGACCCUGCCACCCGCGAGGCUAUCAUCCGCUCAUACACACCAUACUCCGACGGCUCAGAUUGUGGCCGUCUGGAUAUUCUUAUCAAGAUCUACUACGAUACUCCCCAGCGCAAGGGUGGUGUUAUGACACAAGCACUCGAUGCCCUUCCCAUUGGCCACUGGGUUGACUUUAAGGGACCUACGGGCAAAUUCGUCUAUCAUGGCAAUGGCCUCUGUACGAUUAAUGAGAAAGAACGCCGUGUUCGCCGUUUCAUCAUGGUGUGUGGUGGUUCUGGCAUUACUCCUAUCCGCCAAGUACUCCGCGCUGUUAUGCAUAAUCCCAAAGACACGACGCCAUGUCUGGUCUUCAACGGCAACCGGAGUGUGAACGAUAUUCUCUGCAAGGAGGAGCUCGAAGAACUGGAGGCUGCCAAUCCUUCAAGAUGCCGAGUCGUUAAUGCCCUCUCUAAUCCACCACCCGAAUGGAAUGGCCUCAAGGGCUUCGUGAACCAAGCCCUGGUUCCCGAAUACAUGGAUCUGCCCAAGGCAAGUGGUGAAGGCGAUGAGUUGGUGCUUGUUUGUGGACCUCCACCGAUGGUUAAGGCUGUUGAGGCCUCAUUUCUGGGCAUGGGUUUCAAAUCAGAUGAUUUUGUAUUCUUCUGAAGGAUCUUCAGGGUGAUAAUCUGACAGUCAAAGUGGACUGCUUACGUAUUUCACGAUGUUACUUUACAGGGAGGCGUGAGGAAAAUGGCGUUUAGAGGAUAGAUUAUUUUUUGGGAUUCUUUGGUAACUCUAUAAAAUCAGAGUUCGAGUAACGUACGUAUAAACAACAGUAUGCUAUACAUGCUCCAACGACCCAACUCUGUGUAUCUAUACAUGCAUGCUAUCCCUGAGCAAUAUCAAACUGGAAAGUGACUCCUGGUCAUAACAUCGUAAUAGAUUAAAAAAAGAACCGGUAGACUCGAAGCGAAUCGGUGAGGAUUCUAUCAAUGUCCACCCUCGGAACUACCUUCAGCAGCCCCCUCGGAUCCAUGGCCAGUUGGGUUUGGAUAGUAGAAGGCCGCAACAGCAAUAGCGACGUAAAGAAUGAUGAGCAGAAAGCCUUCCAGGUAGUUGCUCUUCUGAUCCUGGAGGAAUCGACCAACGGUGAGAAUAGCGAGGAUGAGCAUGACGAGGUCGAAAACUGCAAAGUUGAGAUCAAGACCCUUGUUGAGGCCCCAGCUGACAACGACGGCAAGAGGGGCGUUAAAGAGAGCAGUUUGUAAAGUCGCACCAAGUACGUGAGACAUUGCCAAAUUAAUCUGGUUAUCCCAGGCCUCAUCGAUGGCGGUCAAGUGCUCCGCAAGCUUCUCAACAAGUGGAACAAGGAUGAGACCCAUGAAGGCGUCGCUGACAUCACCCCUUUCGAUGACAUGUUCGAUCUGCAUGACGAGAAUAACCGCCGUCCAUGCAACAAGGCCCACGGAGAUGACCAAAGCGAUGAUGCACUCAGUCAAAGUAAGCUUGGCCUUGGCUUGGUCCUUGUGCUUGUCUCGAUCGUUGUGCUCAUCCUGUUCGAAUACAGCAGCGUAAAUACCAUGGUGAGUUCGAGCCUGAUAAAAGACAUAUACAAGGUACGCGAUGAUCAGAAGAACUGAGAUGACGCGCGAGAUUUGGAGUGUCUUGUGGUCGAGGUUUGCGGCGGUAAGUGACUCGCCAUUGCCAACACCGUACUCGAAGACAGUAGGAAGGGCCAGAACAACACCACUGUGAAUCAGUCAGUUGUUGAACGAGGGGGGAGGAUCGGGAAAGUUAUACUGACGCGGUUAAAAGUAGUCCGCUUCCAGCUUCGCUGAUAGCCUCAUUGAAUUCCUGUUCUUCUUUCAACAUGCCACCAACGAAAAAGCAAGCACCGAGGCAUAGGAGCAUGGUAGCAAGAAUUGAACCCAUGAUGGCAGCCUUGAUAACGAAAAACAUAUCCUUGGAAAGAAGAACCAUGAAAAGAAUGAUUUCGACGAUAGAGCCAAUGCUAAAAAUAAACAUGUCAGUUAUUGUUUCUCGGAUUUAAAUCCAUGAGGAACAUACGUGAUCUCGAGAAGGACACCCAAGACAUGAGGCAGCUUUCGUGACAGCUCCUGACCAGCAAAGCCGAUCAAAUUGGCACACGGAACCAUGGCGAUAUAGGCCAGCGCGAAAAUGGUGAUGUGAUUAUCGGGCAUAGCAUCUGAUACGCGUGAGCCAAGUCUAUACAAGAUAUUGUGGGAGAAGACUUACAGCGAACAGCAAUGGCAGCAGGAACGAAAGGCCAGAGAAAGUUGCAAAGCAAACUAGCUCGACUGGCUGAUCUGAACGAGAUCUUGGAAAAGUGAAUAGGAUGGAAGCCCUUUCGACCACUCUCGCCCGCAGGCUUGAUAUGUCGAGACAUUUUGCCGUUGCCGUGGCUUCUUUUCUCUCCUCUCUUGUGUUCGCUAUAUGUGUUUGGAACCGGGAGAGUACGGUCGUCGGAUGAGACUUGUCGCAUGUCUGGAGAGUUGUAUGAGCGAUGUCGAUGGGAGCGUGAAGAGGAGCGAUCUCGAGGCAUGUCGGAUGCCUUUUGUAUGUUCACUUCAGUGCAGUACGGGACAGUUCAGGUAUAGUCCUCUCAAAUUUCCGAGAGAGAAGGGUCGAGACCAGGGACUAGGACCUGGGGGCUUGUGGGAGGGAGCCAGCUGCCAGACCGCCCAGCGUAUACGGAUAGUGUGUGUUUACUUGUUACGGUUGGAGUGGUUAGUAGGCGAAUAAAGGGGAGAGGACCAAGCGCGUAACAAAAGAGGGAAGGGGAGGAUGGAUAUAAGUGUGUGAGAGAGAAGAGGAAAGCAAUGCUGUAACGAGGCACUCACUCCCAGUCGAUCCUCUAUUCAAUGCAUUGCUACUGUAUGCGAGUACAAGCUCCAUGUUUCACACCUCUCGGCAGACCUAGAUCUCUUGGUCCACGGCUCAUCCAAAUCUCCCAGUAAAUAAAAAAGACCCCUUGACCUCAUGAGCCAAUGAGAUAGCUCCAGCAUGAUGAGGGUGCGGUCACCCACAAUGCUUGUGCCCUGCCAAGUUUCGUCUCUAGCAGGCCAAGCCGGGCCCAACCGUUAAUUUUCGGGGGGACAUUGCUUGGCAGUGCCUUGAAUCUCACCCUAGUCCAGCUACGUCACUGACGCUCUAGCCGCUGUCCAGACGACAUCAUUGUACAGAGCAGAGCUAGGUGCUCCAUUGCUGAUUGCUGGCAUUUCUCUUACCAUAAAAAGCAGUCUUAUCGCACUCUCACUCAUCCUCCUAUAUCUGGCUCUACUCGUCAUACCAACAGUGGUGACCUACGUAACUAACUAGUGCGAUUCAAAUUAUUCUUGUUUUUAUCCUUAUUUCAUAUCCUUCACACUUUACCCUUCCGAGGUCUAGACCCAAGCCAUCUUACCCCAUACAGGCCACCUCAGCAACACCAAAUCACACCCUAGACGCUAGACUUGGAAAAAGCUUGUUCAUCAGCCAGACAGGGGCAUCAACUCUGUGAUUCCCUGUGCCGGUUUCCCGUCUACCGACACUCCCAUUCCGAUUCGACGCCCAAAGGAGGCUUCAUGUUGAAUUUGCAAGCCACUAUGCAAAUCCUCUUUUGCUAGUUCCUGUGUGAUAUUCUGAUAUCACAAGUGCCAGAGCUGGCGGCCUCGGUCUGCUUGUGCAGCUAACACUGUCAACCUGGGCAAUUUCCGGCACCGUUGGUGCAUAUCAUCAUAUUUGAGCAGGCAAUGCAGUAGAGGAAAGAAUCGAAGAACCCUAUACGCUUAUGAUAACAAUAGGACUGCUACUAGAGUCAGACAAGAUAAAUUGUACAUAUCCCGGGACGUGGCGUCAAGUAUUCGACAACAUUAGACAGGGCUUCCCUCGGCUCGUCCACCAUUCAGUUGAGUUAUAACCAUCCUAGCGACCCUGCAAGCUGAAGCAUGUAUUGCUGCAUAGUCGAUAUCCAUAGUUUGAUGGAGGGAAUAUUUUGCCAUGAAAGAAGGGCAUCGUGAUUUCAACUAGGGCGAAAACAAUUUUGGGAUUCGACAGCAGAAGUACGCCCUGAGGGAUAAAGGAAUCCAAAAUGGCUUAAAGAGUCGAAAAGAAGACGAAGUUUGAGCGUAGACCGUAUAUAAGAGAGACUGGAGAUCUGGAUUCGUUGCUUGGAACGAAGGUAGGUAUAUAUACUGGGGGGGGGGGACGCAAGUGAAUCCUUUGCCAAGUCGGUCAUAAUCGAACUAAUUAACAAAAUGACAGUGAUAGCGGCAUGUAAACUUAGACCUCGUGUUGUUCUUUAUUCGUUGGUAUCGCCGAUGUUACGGUUCUCGAAGGCUGCCUCUUUGGCCCGGUACGGAACAGGUUCUGCCAGAACAACUGUUUCAGUACCUAUGGGAAUGUUCAACUCUGGACCCAUCGGCAGUGACUCCAUAUCAAUCUCGACGUUCAACAGAGUCUUGAGGAUCACUUGACUGCCCGCUUUGCUC